GUUUUCUAUAAAUCCCUCUAUAUCUCACCUUUGUUAGUACAAAAAGAAAAGUAUCUAAAUACAAUGGCUGCCAUAAAAUUGAUACUCUUUAUGACUGUCGGAAUAAUAGCUUUGCUUUUUCUCCUCUCUCCCUCCCCCCAAAACAACCAUUCCCACCACUGCCUCCACUUCCAUUCCGACUGGGAGGAUGAUGACUUCAAUCUCACCAGCAAUAUCGUUUGCGUCUUACCAGAAAUCGAUGUGAACCCAACUGAUCACUAUGUAUCCCUCGAUGAACUUACUCACUGGAAACCUCAUCAUCACCAAACUAACCAAUUCCAUCGCACCAAAAGCAUGAUGAUCAUUUACGAUAAGAUUCAUGACGGUUUUGUGUCUUUCACCGAGUUCCAGUACCGUCUUUCAACUCCACCACAAUACGCAGAUGGUGGUUCUUUUGAUUGUGAUAUGAGACUGUUGGAAGAAGAGCAUUUUAGUGCAUCGGAUACAGAUGGAGACUGUCGUCUAAACUUCACUGAAUUCUAUGAUUUUCUUCACCCGGCUGACAGCGACUACCCAAAGCUUCAACAAUGGUUGUCUAGGGAGGAAGUCUGGGAACGUGAAACAGACAGAGAUGGGAAGGUCAGUUAUAUAGAAUUUGUCAAUCGGUUCUUUGUUUCCAUAAGAUCCUAUGAUGAAAAAAGUUACCGUUAUUCACAUCAUUAUGAUGAUUCCAAGAAUGCUUAUGCUGAAUUUAUGUUUUCUCAGCUUGACAAAGAUCGUGACGGGUAUUUGUCAGCUAUUGAACUUCUACCUAUAAUUGGGAAAGUCCAUCCAUCUUGGCGUUAUUAUGCAAGGAAACAAGCGGAAUACUUUGUUUCACAGGCACAAGUUGGAAAAUAUGGGCACCUUAAUUUGAAGGAGAUGAUUGAGAAUGCAGAUAUAUUAUAUGCGGCCAUUUUCCGCGAUGAGUUCUUUUAAGUAAGGACAGUUCUAUCCUAACCUACAUUCAAUGAAGAUUUUCGUUACAGUUCGGUGAAGAAGAAAGGGUUUGAAACAUGGGGAUCUCAACAAGUGUGGCUUUGUAAGUUGGCGGAUUACUAUUGGAAAGUAGCGGGUAAUCGUAGGAAUAAGAUAUUGAGUUGAAUAGCAGAAGCUCCUUGUGUCAGCAAGGAAGAUAAUCGGGAGUCUUUCAAAUAAUGGACAAAAAAUGGAUCUUCAAUAGGUGUUGCUGGUAAGCGAAGAAUGCUCAUGAAAUCAAAAGAGGAGUUGGUGCUGUGCUAAACUCAUGUUGGGCAAUGAUUAUGAGCAGGUGCAGGUAGUAGGAUUACAAUUUAGCAGCAAGUGAAGUUUUGUUUUAUUGUUAAGUAGACCUAUUGAAUCAACUCAGCAUCUAGUAGAUCUUGAGCAUUUGUUGUUUUUGCUAUGCAUAAUGUUUACUUUUUUUGGUUGUCCUGAUUUUGUGAAUGUUUUAAACUCUCUGUAAUAUUUUUUGCUCUUUUCCUUGCACGACUUGUGCUUGGACUAGAGUUGAGUAAUGUAUUGCAUCUUCAAAA
Vicia villosa (hairy vetch) is the source of this 1532-nucleotide messenger RNA. RefSeq lists its product as uncharacterized. Bases 64 to 957 code for a protein of 297 amino acids. The transcript is spliced from 6 exons. Gene Ontology annotation, molecular function: calcium ion binding. Gene Ontology annotation, cellular component: endoplasmic reticulum. The record is from RefSeq and is a predicted model, not a curated record. Lineage: Eukaryota; Viridiplantae; Streptophyta; Magnoliopsida; Fabales; Fabaceae.